Molecule: messenger RNA, 510 nt
Organism: Closterium sp. Naga37s-1
Lineage: Eukaryota; Viridiplantae; Streptophyta; Zygnematophyceae; Desmidiales; Closteriaceae
Source: the annotation of a GenBank genome assembly
AUGGGAGUAGCUGAUAUCAAUGCCCACAGAACUCGUGAGGUGGAGGAACUAGAAGCGAGAUUCCAGCAGGUGCGAUUAAUAGUGGAGCAGACGCAUCGCAUGGAGGUACAAAUCGAGGAGGCCAAGGGCAAGCAGGGUGCAGCGGGGGAAGAGGGGUCCAAGGAGGCAGAGGAGAGGCUGAGGCGGCUGGAGGAGGAAUUAGAGGAGGCGAAUGACUUGUUGGAGAUGGAGCAGGAUAGAUUCUCACGGCUGUCGGUGGAUGCAAGGGUGAAGGAUGACAACGUGUUGCAUGCUAGGAAGACCGACCUCGAGUUCCUGAGCAAGCACCAGAAGCAUCUCAAGGGAGUGGGACUCCCGGGAAUACCCGAGCUGGCGAUCCGCCCUCCUGUGCGCCCCCACACCAUGGGGCUGCUUAAGAAACCACUCUGGCUCAAGGCCUACCGAGUGUGUCCCACAUGCAAGGCGUGCGCUGCGUGUCAGGCAAACAAGGCCUUCAAAACGUGCAAUUAG